Neltuma alba is the source of this 1198-nucleotide messenger RNA. Its product is annotated as coiled-coil domain-containing protein 25. The transcript is spliced from 6 exons. The record is from RefSeq and is a predicted model, not a curated record. The coding region runs from base 120 to 767 and encodes 215 amino acids. NCBI's taxonomy places the organism in Eukaryota, Viridiplantae, Streptophyta, Magnoliopsida, Fabales, Fabaceae.
UGCUAUUUUGACAGCAAUCUCUAACCGGGCUCUCAAGUCUCGACUUUGUCUCGAAAUAAGAACCCUAAGUAAGUUCCUCCCUCUUAAUACUUUAAUUUGCGUAAAAGUAGGGCAACUUCAUGGUGUUCUACUUCAAAGCACGCCCUGAAGCUGGCGAUUACACCAUCUUCAUGGGCCUUGACAAACACGAGAAUGAGGAGCUGAUCAAGCAUGGUUUUCCUGAAGACAUCUGGUUCCAUGUGGAUAAAAUGUCUUCGGCACAUGUUUAUCUCAGACUGCAUAAAGGUCAGACUAUUGAUGAUAUUAGCGAAGGUUUACUGGAAGACUGUGCUCAGCUGGUCAAAGCAAAUUCGAUCCAGGGAAAUAAGGUGAACAAUGUUGAUGUUGUUUACACUCCGUGGUCCAAUUUAAAGAAAACUGCUUCGAUGGAUGUUGGUCAAGUUAGCUUUCACGACUCAAAAAUGGUUCGAACUACGAGAGUGGAGAAGCGAAUAAAUGAAAUUGUUAACAGGUUGAACCGGACAAAAGUGGAACGUAAACCAGAUUUGAAGGCCGAACGAGAAGCUGUGGAUGCAGCAGAAAGAGCAGAGAGAAAACAACAAAUGAGAGAACAGAAACGUCGUCAAGAAUUAGAAAGACUUGAACGGGAGAAACAGGCAGAGACGAGGAGCUACAAGGAUUUAAUGGUAUCGGAAAACAUGACAUCCAAUAAGCAGAUUGCAUCAGAAAGCAAAUCACUGCAUGAAAUAGAGGAGGAUUUUAUGUAAGCAUUGAUUUUGCGGCUCUAGUUCGAUGAUUGGUGAGCCGCGAGCUAAGUUGCUGCACGCUUGGAAUUACUCUGUUCCUGGAAGUUAAAUCUGCACUAUUUUGAGUUCAUACUCAGAAAAAAUAAGCCCUCUGUAAAUGUAGUGUGGUCUGCGGUGGGAUGAAGAAAUUGAAGAAAUGAAAAAAAAAAAAAAUGAUGGAUAUGGUUAAUAGUUUUUAUACCCAUUGAUGGAAAGAAAUUUCGCCUGGUUAACCCUGCUUAGGUAAAGGGUUUCUAAGUUGUCCCUGUCCAAGUUAGAAACCAAACUUUAGUAGCCAUAAUUUAUUGCAAUGGUCUCUGUUGUGCUUGUCUGUAAGUUUAUUUAUGUUUUUGUAAGUUUAUUAAUUUCCAGUCAAACAACAUAAAUUAAAUCAUCAGAUGCUCCUUUAGCAA